Molecule: messenger RNA, 10300 nt
Organism: Podarcis lilfordi (Lilford's wall lizard)
Lineage: Eukaryota; Metazoa; Chordata; Lepidosauria; Squamata; Lacertidae
Source: the annotation of a GenBank genome assembly
AUGGACAGAUCAGACAACCCGGUUGAAAUACCAGCCCUGGGCCGCCCAUUCCAGCUGGGGAUGCUGUACGACUGUCGUAAAGAUGCCCUCAUCCCAGGUAAACCUGGUGCAAGGAAGAGUUUAUACAGUGGUACCUCGGGUUAAGAACUUAAUUUGUUCUGGAGGUCCAUUCUUAACCUGAAACUGUUCUUAACCUGAAGCACCACUUUAGCUAAUGGGGUCUCCUGCUGCUGCUGCUCUGCAGCUGUGGAAUUUCUGUUCUCAUCCUGAAGCAAAGUUCUUAACCCGAGGUACUAUUUCUGGGUUAGCGGAGUCUGUAACCUGAAGCGCCUGUAACCUGAAGCUUCUGUAACCCGAGGUACCACUGUACUGAUAAGCAAAAAUUACUCAUAUCAAGAUUGCAGUUGGCCCAAACAGUGCAGUUUCAGUGCUAAAUGUGCUCCUCAAAUUCAUUUUCAACAUCCCUUACUGUCUGCUUCCACAUCUUUUGCCAAAGUUUGUGUUCCUUUAUGUUCUCUUCAUUUGGACAAGACUUCCAUUUAUUAAAAAGAAGUCUUCUUGCCCGUGAUAGCGUCUUUGCUCCUUAACCUUGCUGGCAUCGUCUUGGCCCAAAUCAUCAUCAUCAUCUGCCAAUAAAGAUUCAGCAGGUGUGUUCUGUUUCAAUUUUUUAAAGCUUGCUGAAAACCUUUCUAGUCCACCAGGCCUAUGCAGGCCAUUACUAAUACAUCUUUCGACAAUUAUUUGUUGUUGUUUAGUCGUUUAGUCAUGUCGGACUCUUCGUGACCCCAUGAACCAGAGCAUGCCAGGCCCUCCUGUCUUCCACUGCCUCCUGCAGUUUGGUUCCACUCUCAUAUCUUGUCAAAUAUUUUCCCUGCCUUUUGCCAAGUUUCAUAAAACUGCACAAACCUCUUUUGUUGGGGAUGACAGUGGGACAAAAUUCAUGAGUGCAGACAUUGUGGGCAAUGAUAGCUCUAUUUUAACUCCUUGUUUCUCUGUACACCCUUAGCAUUAGGCUAAUUGUGUUCUACAUUUCUGUGAACAUACUCAAGCCUUGCAUAUUUCUCUGCUUUAUCCCAGGAAUCACCCUUUGGGACCACGACUCGCUUCAGAAGGACUUGUGUAUCCAACCAAAACCAAAGACUGAAUAUGAAAUCAUUGCAUCUGACUCCAUCGAUGAUAAGGCAUCUGCCCUCAAUGUCCCUGCAUCACUCAAGGCCAGUUUUUUGGGUGGAACAGUUGAAGUGGAUGGAUCAGGCAAAUUCCUUCAAGACACAAAGCAGUCCACGACACAGGCCAGAGUCACUCUGCAGUACAAAGCUACCACCAAGUAUUCACAGCUGACCAUGAGCCAUUUGGGAUUCCAAAACGUCACUUAUCCAGCUGUUUUUGAGCAUGGCACAGCCACCCAUGUUGUCACUGCCAUCUUGUAUGGAGCCCAGGCUUUCUUUGUGUUCGACCGAAAUAUCUCUUCUUCCGAAUCUGUGCAAGAUAUACAAGGAAGCCUCCAUGCUGUGAUCAACUUGAUUAAAGUCUCUGUCAAAGGGGAAGCAUCUGUCCAGAUAGAGGAGAAGGAGAAAGCCCAAACGGAGAAUUUCAGCUGCAAGUUCUAUGGGGAUUUUUCUUUGGAAAGUAAUCCGGUGACUUUUCAAGAUGCCAUGAAAGUCUACAGCGAUCUGCCCCAAAAGCUCGGGGAGGAUGGAGAGAAGGCUGUGCCUGUCAGAGUUUGGCUGUACCCAUUGACCAAGCUAGAUUUCAGAGCAGCUAAGAUGGUGCGUGAGAUCAGCUUAGCACUGAUCUUUGAUACUCAAACUAUCUUGGAGAAUCUGAAUGAAAUCAACAUGCGAUGCAAUGAUCUGGCUAUGAAUCCUGUUGCUGAAAACUUCCCAGAAUUAAAGAAGAAAAUCAAGAGAUUCAAGGAUCUGUGCAAGCAGCACAGGCAGACUUUCCAGGAACACCUAGCAGGAAUCCUUCCUUUGAUCCGGGGAGGGGAGAAAGAGGAAAGUGUUCUGGUGGACAUUUUAAUGUCCAUUAACCAGUCUCCCUUCAACAGCCAAAGACUCAGUGAGUUUUUGGAUGCCAAGGAACGAGAGAUUAAUUUGGUGAAUUCUUACCUUAGAAUCCUACGUGGAAUGGAAGUAAUCUCUUCCCAGAACAAACUGGAAGAAAUCGUGCUAAAUCCUGCAAAUGAGUUUGUUGUCUCAUUUACCUUCACUUCUUUACAUGAUGAGGAACCAUUUUUAGCCAGCUUACAAGACUGGCUUCAGAAAGAUUUUGUUCAGGAAACAGCAAAUUCCACCAGUGGCCAAUUGACACCCAAGAACAGUAAAGCCUGUGUGAUGGGAUGAUGAGCUGCUUGUGCGUAAAAUCGUAUCCCCUCAGAGUUUGUUCAAGUCCACAAACCUCUGUCUGUGACAGAGCCCCUCAGACAUGGCUACUCUAGUCACUAGCAGAUUCCGACAGUGGUUGCUUUCGUAAUCGCUUCCAACAUAAAAGCUCCUUAACGGAAACACGUCUUCUGGAAUCUCUGCGUGACAGUUUCCGGCGAGGAGUGGGUUUUCUUACAGGAGGUCCUGAAACCUCUCCACUGUUUUCGCUGGAAGUGUCUCUGAGCCAUCCCUCCAGCUCAGCUCCUCUCCCCCUGCUGGUUCCCUCAUCAGCUGCUGCGUCUCUCCCAACCUGUGUGAGCCCUUUCACCUCCCUGUUGGUUUCCUCUUCAGCUGCUGCGUCUCUCCCAACCUGUGUGAGCCCUUUCACCUCCCUUCCGUCCGAUGGCAGUUCCCUGACAUCCACCUCCCCUCCAGGGCCCCCUUCACCUCCUCUCUCCCCCUCCUCUACGGGCGGUGAGGAGGCAAAACCCGGAAUGAACUUCCUUCAUCUUCCGAUGUCUCGAACACUUCUCUCAACCUGUUGCGGUUCCUGGUCUCGAAGUACACCUCCUCCUCAGAGUCCAUCUCCCCUUCCCCUUCCGAGUCCGGGAAUCCUUCCAACUCCUCCCCUUCAUCAGUGGUCCCAAAGUAUUCCCUCCGGAACCUCUCCACAGGCUGAGGUUUCCUCGGGAACCUCUGAUGGAACGUUUCUAUCAAUACCUCGUCAUUGAUAUCUUCAGCCAUUACCCAAGUGUUUUCUGACUCCGGUUCUCCUUCCCACGCUACCAAAUACUCCACCUGAUCCCCCUUCCACCUGGCGUCGAGGAUUUCUGCCACAUGGCUGCUGCAUUCUCUUUCUUCUACGACCGGUCCCCGAGUGGCCAGCCCUUCUCGUCCCCCUUCGUACGGUGACAGUAACGACCUGUGAAAUACUGGGUGCAGUUUCAUGUGGUUGGGUAACCGGAGCCUGAAAGCCACUGGGUUGACCUGUUGAAUGACCUCAAAGGGACCCAACCUCCUGGGUCUUAAUUUCUUACAACCUCCUUUGAACGGCAACCCUUGGGUUGACAGCCACACCCUAUCUCCCACCCUUAUGGUUUCACCUUCCCUUCGGUUCUUGUCUGCCUGCCUCUUGUAUUCUUCCUUCGCCCUUUCUAAGUUGAGUUGGAGCUGACGAUGGAUUGCUUCCAUUUCUUCCACAAAAUGCUCGGCUGCCGGGACGCUCCAUCUCUCCCCCUCCCCCUGGGAAAGCCCUGGGAUGACACCCAUAAUUAGCCAAGAAGGGGCUCAUCCCUGUGGACACAUUCUCGGCAUUGUUGUAGGCAAAUUCCGCCAGCGCCAACUUUUCUACCCAGUCAUUCUCUCUGUCAUUGACAUAACACCUCAGGUAUUGCUGGAGGACACCGUUUGCUCUUUCCGCCUGCCCGUUGGUUUCAGGGUGCCGGGCAGUCGAAAAUUGACCUCCACCUGCAGUAAGCUCAUGAGCUUCCUCCAGAACCUGGAAGUAAAUUGUUUUCCUCGGUCUGAGACCACCCUCAAUGGCACCCCGUGCAACCUAAAAAUGUUUUCUACAAAUAACUUCGCUGUCUCUUCCGCCGUGACUGCAUGCGAGCAAGCUACAAAGUGGCACAUCUUUGUUAGUAGGUCUACCACCACCAUGAUGGCUGUUUUUCCUUUGGACUUCGGCAGAUCAGUCAUAAAAUCUAUCGACACUGCCUCCCAAGGUCGUUCUGGGGUUGGUAAGGGUUCUAAUAGCCCCGCCGGCGCCCGCCUUUCCCCUUUGGCUCGCUGGCAUUGCUCGCACCCUCUUACAUACUCACGUACAUCUUCCCUCACCUUAGGCCACCAAAAUUCCCUGGUGACCAACCACAUGGUUUUGUGUUGUCCAAAAUGCCCCGCCGUAGGGCUGUCGUGCAACUGCUUGAGUACCCUCCCCUUAACUCUCCUUCAGGGAUAUACAGUGCCCCUUUGUAAUACAAAGCUCCAUUUCUUUCCUCGAAACCCCUGGUUCCUCUCCAUCACCCCUAAGACCUCUGAGCUUAUUCUGAGCGUAUUCAUCAUUCUCUGUUUCCUCUACCAGUUCUCUUUGUCCCACCAAUGCCGCCCCACACACCCAGCGGUCUUCUGGAAUGACAUGUCUCUCUUCGGGUGCCCCCUCCUCCUCCAAAUAUUCAGGUUUGCGUGAGAGAGCGUCCGCCCUAAUGUUCUCUGGGCCUGGCACGUAACUAAUCUCAAAGUUAAAUUUGGAGAACUCCUGGGCCCAUCUCACUUGCCGUUGGUUGAGCACUCGUGCCGUCCUCCAAUACUCUAGGUUCUUGUGGUCAGUGCACACUUGCACCUUAUGUUGUGCGCCAAUUAGCAGGUGCCUCCAUCUCCGGAACGCCUCAUGAAUGGCUAGUAGUUCUCGGUCAUACACCGUGUAGUUCCUCUCGGAUUUGUUCAGCUUUCGCGAAAAAGGCACACGGUCUCCACUCUGACCCCUUCUUGCCUGGCUGCAGAAGCACCGCCCCAAUCGCUCUGUCUGAUGCGUCAGUUUCCACUCUCAUCGGUUUUUGUAAAUCCACAUGCAGGAGUUGUUGUUCCGAGGCGAAGGCCCUUUUAGUUCCUCAAAUGCUCGCUCCGCCUCCUCAGUCCACACGAACUUCUUCUUACUGCUGAGACAGUCCGUAAUGGGCGCCGUCAGGUGGGCAAAGUUUCGGAUGAACUUACGAUAGAAGUUCCCAAAUCCUAGGAACCUCUGCACAUCCUUCUUUGUUUUGGGUGUUUUCCAUUCCAGCACAGCCUGGACCUUGCCGGGAUCCAUGGCCAAUCCCUUGUCUGACAGGCGAUACCCCAGGAAUUCCACCUCCUUGGUAUGAAACUGACACUUCUCCAGUUUCACCCACAGCUGGUUGGCUUGCAGCCUGCUCAACACUUCUCUGACGUCUCUCACAUGCUGCUCCUCAUUCUCAGAAUACACCAACACGUCGUCUAAAAAGGCCACACAAUUCUUGUAAAGCAAAGGCCCCAGGACGUGGUUCAUAAACGAUUGAAAUGUUGCGGAGCCUGCUUGUAGGCCGAAGGGCAUAACCAAAUAUUCAAAUGCCCCUAAAGGGGUGAACAUAGUGGUUUUCCAUUCAUCCCCCUUCCUUAUUCGUACCAGGUUGUACGCCCCCCUUAGGUCCAGCUUUGUAAAAAUCUUUCCCUUCCGCACCCUUGUCAAAAUGUCGUCAAUCCUGGGCAUAGGGAAGGCUACUGGUUCUGACACUGCAUUUAAGGCCCUGAAGUCACACACCAGCCUCGGCUUGUUCGUGUUUUUCUUAUCCACAACACACACUGGGCUGCCCCCCACCGCCCUGGACUCUCUGAUGAACCCUCUCUUCAGGUUCUUGUCAAUGAACUCUCUUAACUCCUGCAUCUCUCUGUCUGACAUGGCGUACAGCUUGCCUACAGGGAGCUGUGCUCCAGGGAGUAAGUUGAUUUGACAGUCAAAGGGUCUAUGCGGGGUAGUUGGUCAGCUUCCCUUUCGCUGAAGACGUCACGGAGAUCUGCAUAUUGUCGUGGUACCUUCACGUUCUCUGUUACUUCAGUCCCUGCUAGGGUGGCUUGGACCCCUCCCAAACCCUUUCCCUCUUUGCAGUGUUCUAAGCAAUGUGCUGAACCAAAAGAAACCACUCUCUGAUGCCAGCCCACCAGCGGAUCAUGUAACGCUAGCCAGCUCAUCCCCAAUAUAAUGGGAGCUCCUCCCAAGGUGGCCACAUUAAAAGCUAUCAGUUCGGUGUGCCUUGCUACCUUCAUUAUCAUUGGGACGGUCUGCAAGCUGACUUCUCCACCCAACAGCUCCCUGCCAUCGAUCGUGGUCACCUGCAGGGGGCUGCUUAAAGGGAUUGUCUGUAUCUGGUGUUCAGCUGCAAACUCUUUGCUCAUGAAAUUGCAGGAGCUGCCUGAGUCCAACAGCGCCUUUAUCUUUAGAGGGUGUCCGUUUGGCAGCUCUAGCGUCACUUCUAUCACUAGGGCGGGUUUAGGGGGUUCUGGCGUGGGCACUCUCACUGCUCUUUGGCCUGGCUGCUGUGCCCUGACAGUGGCAGCCAGGCGUUGGCUUUACUUGCUCCGGUAUAUUUUCCUCUCUUCCAUCCACAGCCCCUACCAUCCCUUGCCAUUCUUUCCUCUGGGGGCAGACUCUGGCAAAGUGACCUGGCUGUUGGCAGAGAUAGCAUUUCCGGGCGCCUUUUCCCUCCUUCUUUGCCCCCUCACUGGGCUUUGAAACUGCGCGCGCGCGCUGUUCCGAUUUCCAUCGGCUCUGCCGGUGGGAAAGUUGGCUCUGGAAUGUCUGGAAUGCGGAACUCCUUCCAACGUUCCCCUUCCCUUCCCGCCUCUCCAAUGCUCUCGCCUCCUGGCGCGCUCCUAUGGCCAGCGCUGAUUUGGUCAGCUGGUCCAUAGACUCCGCCCUGGGCGCCCGGGAAAGUUCGUCUUUCACAGCCGAAGAAAGCCCUUCUUCAAAGAGCAUUUGAAUGGGUUCCGCCGAUAAGUCCCACCCCAAUCUGUGAACAAGCAUGGUGAACUCAGUCCAGUACUCACGGACAGAUCGGCUCCCCUGUUUGCAACCCAUUAACUGUCUGCGCACCACUCCCUUUUCAAUAUCGCUGGAAAACAUCAGAUCCAUGGCGCGAAAGAACUUCAUCGUGUCUUUUAAGACGUCACUAUUCGCUGCCAUCAGGGGUCUAACCCAGUCUCUCGCCCCUUUUCAAGAUGCUCAAUCACGAAAGCCACUCGUGAUUCCUCGUCAGGGAAUUCAUCAAACUGCAGAUUGAGGGCAUAUUGCAUUUCUGUCCGAAAACCAUGAUAGUUUUUGGGCUCCCCCCCAAACGUCUGCACCAAUCCUGGUACCUUUCUGGCGAACUGGGUGGCUGUCGCCCUUUUGUCUGCAUCCUGAGCCCUCCUCUCCUCAAGCCUCGCCGUCUGUAUCGCUAGCUGGACCUCCAACAUCUGGUACCUUUCUUCCAGGCUUGGACCCGCUCCAGCUCCUGCUUCUCCGGUUCCGGCUGGGUUGCUCAUGAUACCUUCUCCUGCACAAGCUGCUUUCAAAGACUGUCGGAAUGCUGUGAUGGGAUGAUGAGCUGCUUGUGCGUAAAAUCGUAUCCCCUCAGAGUUUGUUCAAGUCCACAAACCUCUGUCUGUGACAGAGCCCCUCAGACAUGGCUACUCUAGUCACUAGCAGAUUCCGACAGUGGUUGCUUUCGUAAUCGCUUCCAACAUAAAAGCUCCUUAACGGAAACACGUCUUCUGGAAUCUCUGCGUGACAGUUUCCGGCGAGGAGUGGGUUUUCUUACAGGAGGUCCUGAAACCUCUCCACUGUUUUCGCUGGAAGUGUCUCUGAGCCAUCCCUCCAGCUCAGCUCCUCUCCCCUGCUGGUUCCCUCAUCAGCUGCUGCGUCUCUCCCAACCUGUGUGAGCCCUUUCACCUCCCUGUUGGUUUCCUCUUCAGCUGCUGCGUCUCUCCCAACCUGUGUGAGCCCUUUCACCUCCCUUCCGUCCGAUGGCAGUUCCCUGACAGCCUGGUUUGAGCACCAAGAGACAAAUCGGAAUGCUCGUAAAGCUGCCAAAUCCAUUACAGAUUUUGCCCGGGUCAAUAAAUCAAAUGAGAAUACCCGGUUCCUUGUGGCUUCUGUCCCAGAUCAGGACAACCCAGGAGCUUCCAUUUACCUCUUUGAAGAUGGGAAGAUGGUCAGCAGCAACUUUGAGCUGCCCUCAAAACCUCUCCCUCCCCUGGUUGGCCGAAUUGGACAUGACCAUGUGCAGCUGACAUUUCAACCUGCGGAGUAUGGGAGGGCUGCAAUCUCUAGCUAUCAAGUAGAAUACAAGAUUGCAGGAGAAGAAAAUUGGAAGAUUGUGAAUACUGACGACAGUCAGGAGACAUUCCAAGUGAGAGGGCUGAGCGCAAACACAGAAUACCAGUUUCGAUACACCGCUAGGAGCAAACCAGGACUUAGUGAGACCAGCAAUGUGAGUAAAUCUGUACAGACACGUCCUACCAGCCCUCCUGGGGAACUGAGAGAGAUAUUCGCAGAGUCUUCCAAAAUCAGUAUAGCCUGGGAGAGCCCAAAGGUCAUUGGCCAGGGAGCUGUUAUAAAGGAAUACAAAGUGGACUACCGUGAAGAGGCUGGAGAGGCAAAAAGCAAGGACAAAGAUGAAUGGGCUGAAAAAAGAACAGGGAAGAAAACAGAGUUCUGUGAGAUGGAUGGUCUGAAGCCCCAGACACCCUACAGAUUCAGAGUCUCAGCCAUGUGUGCCGGUGGGGCUGAGAGUGAGCCCAGCAAAGAGAUUGAGGUUUCCACAUCAUUGGAAGGAGACAAGAAGAGAGCAGCUUGUCAAUACCUCCAAGGCAGCACCCGCGUGGAGGAUGGGCCACCAGCAGUGUAUGCUCUGCCACUGGAGCCCAUACAGGAUGUCUCUGGAUCCUGUCUAACAUACCAGCUAGGGAAAGAGAACAUUCAUGCCCCCCAAAAAGUGAUUAUGGUGAUGGGAGCAACAGGAUCAGGGAAAACCACUCUCAUCAAUGCAAUGAUCAAUUAUGUCCUGGACGUGCAAUGGGGAGAUGAAUUCCGAUUCAAACUUAUUCAUGAAAAUACCAACAGAACCCAAGCUCAAAGCCAAACAUCAGAAGUGACCGCCUAUGUUGUCCACCACCACAAGGGUUUCCAAGUCCCCUAUUCGCUCACCAUUAUUGACACUCCAGAAUUUGGAGACACAAGAGGAAUAGUGCAUGAGAAGUUGAUAAUAAAACAGAUCCGGGAGUUUUUCUCCUCCCCAGGGGCCACUGAUCGUAUAGACGCCAUCUGUAUUGUCGUCCAGUCCUCUUUACCUUGUUUAACUCAUGCCCAGAGAUACGUCUUUGACUCUGUGCUCUCCAUCUUUGGCAAAGAUAUAAAGGACAACAUCCAAGUCCUGAUCACAUUUGCAGAUGGACAGACCCCUCCUGUUCUCGAGGCCAUUAAGGAAGCCAAUGUACCAUGUGCUAAGGAUGCCAAGGGCACCCCUGUGCACUUCAAAUUCAACAAUUCAGCACUGUUUGCCAACAAUCCUGUGGAGCCUGGAGGCAACUUCAAUUUUGAUGAAAUGUUUUGGAAAAUGGGCACCAUGAGCAUGAAGACCUUCUUUGAUUCAUCCCACACGCUAGAAACCAAGAACGUAACAUUGACAAAGGAAGUGCUCAGGGAGCGAAAAGAGCUUGAAGCUGCUAUUGAAGGGUUGCAGCCCCAAUUCAAAGCUGCACUGGCCAAGCUGGAAGAACUGAGGAAGACGCAGGAAGCCCUGGACAAGCAUAAGGUUGACGUGGCGGCAAAGCGAAACUUUACAUAUGAGGUAGAAGUAACUGUACCAGUGAAGAUGGAUAUAUCUGGCACGGGACAAUACAUAACUAAUUGCAUGUCUUGUCACGUCACCUGUCACUAUCCUUGUUCAAGACCUAGAGAUGAAGAUAAGCGUGGUUGUGCAGCUAUCGAUCAGAGCACAGGAAGAUGCAGAGUCUGUCCUGGCCAGUGUGUGUGGAAUGUGCACUUCAAUCAGAAAUACAAAUUUAAAUAUACAACAAGAAAAGAGAGAAGGACCUAUGAAGAACUGAAGCAAAAGUAUGAACGUGCCUCUGGUGAGCUGAUGACCACAGAGAAAUUGCUUAAAAAUCUUAAUGAGGACUAUGAAAAAGUGAAGGACAUCUUAGAAGAGCUUAUCCAGAAAUCAUCUCAAAGCCUCCAGCGCCUUCAGGCGAUUGCACUGAAGCCCAACCCACUCUCUACCCCAGAGUACAUUGAUCUGCUCAUCAUGUCCGAAGAACAGGAGCUGAAGCCUGGAUAUCAGGAGCGAAUCCGGUCCCUGAAGGAAGUGAGGAAAGCAGCUGAGUUAAUACAGAAAAUUGCCAAACAAGGAGCCUCUGCUGCCUGGAGAGCAGAAGCUGUAUGA